AUUCAAAAGAAAACGACUCCUCGAAACUGUUAUAGAAACAUAGUGAUAGUUCUAGUUGUAAGUAGUCUAAGAGUGAGUUAAGAAGGAGCCUCCAAGAGGUCACAUCAAACAUACAAGAUGGUGGAGCAUUCCUUGUGGCAUCCUAUCCGGCAUCCAAUUUCGGAUAUUCGACGGGUCAUGCCCAAAACCAGCCCUGAUGUCUGGCGUGAACAUCCCCAGUUCUCUGAAGGAAAACGAAUGCGAAACUAUUUUUGGUACUAUUUCGUAAGGUGCUACUCCUACUUGAUGGUAAGGUGUUACUACAACUUCUUAGUGUACUAUCGGGUAAGAUAGUGAAGCGCUCAGUUGUCCCUGAAGUGCCUCGCGGAGCACUCAGCGAGGCACUUAGCGAGGCACCGAAGCGCCAAGUCCCUUAACUGCCUCGCGAGACACUGAACGAGGCAGUUAAGCGACGGGUCCCUCAUGUGCCCCGCGAGGCACUUUUUAGCGAGGCAGCUAAACGACGGGUCCCUUACGUGCCUCGAGGCACUUAAAGAGGCACUUAACGUGGCAUUUAAGCGACGAGUCUCUUAAGUGCUCCGCGAGGCACUCACCGAAGCUGUUCAUAUUUGAAAAGAAGAGGGCAAAGAGACCAGCUUGAUUAUCUUACUCAACCCGUCCUCACAACGACAGUUCCGGUUUCGCCUUAUUCGUUUUAACGCAGUGCCUUUUCCUGUUCCUGCAAGACUAUUUUUUGUUGCUGCUCUUGGCGGAAGUAUCCCUCGUUUGCUGUUAUCUGUACUACCUGGAAUUCCACACCAAAGAUGACGAAGACGUGUGUCCUUUGGGGUGUGUGACGGUGUUUGCGCUCUUUACCGCGGUUCUCGUGGCUGCGUUCACCUACAACGACCACUUCGUCUACUACGAUUACUAUUAUGGCAAAUGGGCGUAGUUCUGCUGUGGAUCAUGAUGAUCUUUUAUUUAACGAUAUGACUAUUGUGUUUGCUCCUGUAGUAGCAGAUAAACGACACCCACUCCACAUUGAUAUACAACCGGCUAGACGUGAGAACGACUUCCUCUCUUACCUGAAUGGUUCUGGUAUUUUUGGUAUAGCCUGAAUUUGAUGAUCAGAAGGGGGAAAACAAGAAGAGAACCCUUAUGAUCAAAUUCAGGCUAUACCAAAAAUACCAGAUGAGCCAUACAUUACCUAGUAUCGAAAAAAUCACACUUAUAAUAGCAUCCUCUCCACUUACCUAUUGAAAAUGACACUGAAUAUAAUAAGUAGCACGACCACGACCUUUCAUACAAGCCUCAAAGGGAAUUCCGUCACAAAUGCGACUGCUGCAGGAGGUGCGGGUUUACUGCGUGCAGGCGCCCAUCUUUCUUUCGAUACGGCUGUCGUUGAUGUGGAGCGCGUGACUUCCUUCAGUGACGGUUCCUCACCGGCUUACUGCGUUGCGCCUAUUGUAGAACCGGGGGUUCAAGAUGGAGGAGGGAGGCCAUUUGUCCUCCUGUCGCCUGACCAGCAACAACAACAACAAGACCAUUCUUUUCUCGAACAAGAAGACAGAAAGUCUUUCCUCAAGGAAAACAACGGAGCAAACUAUCUGCAAGUCGAUAAACAACCGUUUCCGCACCAGAUAGCAAUUAAAUACUACGCUGUCGGCAGAGGGUGCUGCCGUGAUGGAAACGCAACGGCGAAAGUCAAGUCAUCCUUUAUUAAGGCUACAACUUGGAGCUCCACCGUCUAUUAUGACUAGUAUCCUAUUUCUUGUGACUGAGAAAUUCCACAUGUUCUUCUGCUCUCCUCGGUAGUUCUAGCUGACCUUACCUAGGUCACCCAUCACUCUCGGAGGCGAACAUGCGCCUGUGGGGCUCGUUGAGAAGGAUCCACAAGCUAACCUAACCUCAACCUUUUUAGCCCAUCUCUAACCCUCCUUGCGCACAAGGUUAUGUGGGCGACUCAAAGACGAAGAGCAAAACAUCAGAGCAGGGCCAAUUAGUACCGGUGCGAAGACCCAUGAACGGCGUCAGCGGUCACGGCAUGGUGGAGCCGGUUUUCUUCCAUUGGAAUCGGAUUGAUGUGAUGGUUAUGAGAUCAGUUCAAGUAACUUGGAAAUCUUCAUUUGAGGACGAGAACUGUAGACUCAAAUUUUUUACUAGGAUUAUAUAUGGUCUUGACUGCAUGAUACUGAUACAAUAGUUGACAAUUCACCCCUUAGCAAGCUCCCCUUCCCCGCACGGUCUUCAUACCAAAGAACAAGCUUCCGCUGCCAGAUGGAUAUAACAGCACGCAACCGAAAACUCGAUUACGCAAAACGACGAGCUUUUUGCGAGAGACGUUCUCAACGAGCAAGUCAGGAGGAGAGCUUUCCCUCUUUCAGAGUGGAGAGUCUCCUUCACUCUUGCAGAGUGGAGAACUGUCCGAUUCUGAUCUGCUUGAAGAGAGGACGUCUUCUAGACUGACAGGACGUCGCUCUGCCCUCGAAUCGUUGGGACGAGUCGAAUCACUGGAGUGUGGCACCGGCACAGGCACGUCCUCGAGUGCCAUCAACAAGUUCCUCUGUGUGGUGACUGAUAGAAAUUCGAUUUUCUAUCCGAUUGCAGCUCUGUUCUUGUCGAAGACGGGUUUGCGAGGCUAUUAUCCUACUAGGAAUGCAGAACGCCAAAAAUGGGAGAGAGCUAGGAGAAUGGCAGAAACAAAGUGGAAUUUGACCACGGCGGACGUGGAUGAGAUGGUAGCAGUGAGUUCUAGUAGAAGUACAUCUUCUGUUUUAUAAGGUUAGGGUUUAGGUCCAGCGGCGCUCAAAGCACAUAAGUAAAGCAGCCGGUUAGCUUUCCCUCUAUCCCUUCAGGCAAAUGAUGUUAUCGUCAGCUUUUUUUCAUCAUUCUCGGCAUCUUAGUCCCCUUUUCCCUUGUAUUCUCAUUAGAUCCAAGGUAAAAAGGGCCAAGAUGAGGGGACCGAGAUGGAUUAAAACUGACUCUAAUCAUGAUUUGAGAAUCCAUGACUUCCAGUUCGGGAGCUAUAUGCUAAUUCGAGUCUGUAUAUACUAAGUAAUUCUUUUCUCUCGUUCUCUGUAUAUACUAUAAUUCUUUUCUCUCUCAGUCUGUAUAUACUAAUUUUUCUCUCCCUCUCGGUCAUUCUUUUUCUUCCUCCAGGUCGUCUACGUUCACUGGGUCGAUGACCCCAUGUUCUGGGCCUAUACGCAUCUAGCCUACUCCGUCGUCUACCUGCUUGCGGCCUCCUGUAUCGUUUUUCCACCGUUUAUGCUUCUCUUGGCCUGGCAACUUGCGAAACUGGCGACACAAGACGCUUUUGAAGAACGUGCGGAGGAAAUGGCACAGGGUGAAGCGGCUUUCUCGGACGAUGAUGAUGAUGAUCUGUCCGGAGGUACGGAGUACUCGGGGAAAGAUAGCGGCUCGGAUAGACGAAGUAAGAACUUCUGGGAAGAUGACAGCUGGGAAGACGACUAUGACGCUCUCAGUGGGAGAACGCAGUGAGAAGUUUGUUGGUGGGAGAAGGCAGUAGUAGUUCAGUGCUGGCUGCGGAAGUACUAUUCAGAUGCUGUAGUAGCGCUCCAAUACGGAAGAUCUCAGUGACGCACUUUCGGCUGGGCGACAGCGCGCUGGCACAGCGAUUCCCCGCAAGUGUUCUGCGACGUGAGCAGAUACGGCAUAAUUCCGAAGAGGAUCAGUGAAGAUCGACGCGCUUGGGUCCCACGCGGCCUGCAGCACUUCCAACAAGCGGAGGAAUGCCUGGCGCGGGCGAGUCGUGCUCAUGGUCGGCUGAUCGAGUUGCGCGUAUCACCCGUGGCGAGAAGAUCCGGGCGACGGUUUCCACAAGCGCACUCCACCACUCUCAUUUGUUGCUGAUGUUUUGUUUCACAAUGUAUAAUCCUACUUUCAUCUUGAGCAGGCAUAGUCAUGUUUGCCCCUUGCUGGAGCAGUAUCAGAAUCCAAGAAACACUAUUAGGGACGUUUUGUAUAGAAAUAUAACGACGAGCAUUUGGAAACUUGACGUUGUACAGGACGCAUGUUUUGCUGAAGGGAAUGAACUGCAAUUUUUCAAACGCAAUUUUGGAAUCACUGUGAUAAAAUGACACUUGAUGAUUUUCUACGCUAAUGGCGUGCACUUCUACUUCAAG
This is a messenger RNA of Amoebophrya sp. A25, 4124 nucleotides long. The record is from the annotation of a GenBank genome assembly. NCBI's taxonomy places the organism in Eukaryota, Dinophyceae, Syndiniales, Amoebophryaceae.